AUGGCAAACAACAAUAUCAAUGGUCCAAUUCCAUCUUUCAUUGGAAACUUUAACCAACUCCAAUAUUUGUUCCUUUCAUACAAUAAUUUUAGUGGCCCAAUUCCUCCCUCAUUUGCAAACCUUAGCCAACUCUUCAUUUUGUAUAUGAAAAACAACAAUAUCAAUGGUCCAAUUCCAUCUUUCAUUGGAAAAUGUAACCAACUCCUACUUUUGUCACUUUCAUACAAUAAUUUUAGUGGUCCAAUUCCUUCAGAUAUUUGCAGGCUCUCUAGCCUAUGGUACUUGAGUUUGUCUAAUAACUUGCUCUCUGGUCAAGUAUGUCAAUUCAAAUAUAAUAAUACAUUAGAAUAUGUUGAUCUGAGCCAUAACAAGUUGUCUGGCACAAUUCCAAGCUCAGUUUUCAAUGAGGUGGACUUGAUGGUUCUCAUUCUUUCAUCAAAUGAGAAAUUGACAGGAGAAAUUCCUUCUGCAGUUUGUGAGUCAAAAUCACUCCAAAUCCUUGACCUGUCGAGUAACAAUUUUAGUGGUCCCAUUCCACAAUGUUUGGGAGACUUCAGCAGUAGCCUUUCAGUGUUACAUCUGGGUAUGAACAAUUUCAAUGGAGUUCUCCCUCAAGUAUUUUCAGAAGGCAGUAACGUGAGAUAUUUGAAUUUCAAUGGCAACCAACUGCAAGGGAAAAUCCCAACGUCCAUUUCCAAUUGUAAAGAUUUGGAAAUUCCUCAAGUAUUUUCAAAAGGCAGUAACGUGAGAUAUUUGAAUUUCAAUGGCAACCAACUGCAAGGGAAAAUCCCAACAUCCAUUUCCAAUUGUAAAGAUUUGGAAAUUUUAGAUAUGGGCAACAAUGAGGACACAUCCCUUUUCUUUUCUACAAACCUUCAAAAGGUUGCAGAUUCUACAGCUACGAUUCCCAAUAGACUCCAUGGUUUGGUGAAAAGCCACUCCAUUGCCAACUAUCCGUUUCCCAAGCUACGGAUUUUUGACCUCUCCAACAACAAUUUCAGUGGACCUUUGCUUUCAUAUUAUUUCAAUAAUUUCGAUGCGAUGAUCAAUGUUGAUCAGAAUAUGACAUACAUGGGAUCAUGGCACUACACCUCUUAUGAUUAUUCUGUGAGGUUGACAUGGAAAGGACUGGAAAUUGAGUUGGUGAAAAUCCAAACUCUUUUAACAACCAUUAAUUUGUCAGGUAAUAACUUCACAGGGAAAAUUCCCGGGGAAAAUUCCCGAGUCAUUGGAAGGCUUAAAAGCACUCUUAAGCAGGCUCAACAUUGUCUCACAAUCAUUUGCUCACAGCAAUAUUGA
Molecule: messenger RNA, 1299 nt
Organism: Jatropha curcas
Lineage: Eukaryota; Viridiplantae; Streptophyta; Magnoliopsida; Malpighiales; Euphorbiaceae
Source: RefSeq, a predicted model, not a curated record